Molecule: messenger RNA, 1462 nt
Organism: Penaeus indicus
Lineage: Eukaryota; Metazoa; Arthropoda; Malacostraca; Decapoda; Penaeidae
Product: insoluble matrix shell protein 4-like
Exons: 4
Coding region: 1-1422 (473 amino acids)
Cellular component (GO): extracellular region
Molecular function (GO): chitin binding
Source: RefSeq, a predicted model, not a curated record
AUGACACCCAAUAUAUCACCUGUUUCGUUACUCAUUGUCGUUGGAAUAUGUUUAGCACAAGCAAGUUACUUGUCACCUGUAAAUGGAAAUGGUUUUUCUCUUAAUGGAAAUGGAAUACGCACAAAUGGCCAUGGAUAUACUAAUGGUGUUAAUGGCAAUGGUAAUGGUGCAUAUACAAAUGUUAAUGGCAUAAAUGGCAAUGGCAGAAAUGGAAAUGGCAAUGGUGCAUUGUCUAAUGGAAAUGCAAAUGGCAACGGAUGCCAUUGGCGGUGGAGGCGUCCAGGUGUGGACUACCCCAUCCUGGCCUUCGUCCCCGACACCGGGUUCUCCUGCAACGGCCAACUUCCAGGAUAUUACGCUGAUACUUCGCCUGAGGCUGGAUGCCAGGUAUUCCACAUCUGUCAGGCAGGAGGCAGAAUCGACUCGUUCCUUUGUCCCAAUGGCACAGUUUUCAAUCAGCAACACUUUGUGUGCGAUUGGUGGUACAACUUUGACUGUUCCAAGGCUGAACAGUUCUACGGUUUGAAUGCUGAGAUUGGUAAUUUCAAUGGAAAUGGAUACACAAACGGCAAUGGUUAUAAUGGAUAUGCCAAUGGUAACGGAUACACUAACGGUAAUGGCAACGGCAUUGGUUACAACAACGGUCAUAGGAAUGGUAAUGGAUAUACCAACGGCAACGGAUAUACCAACGGUAAUGGCAACGGCAACGGUUACACCAACGGUAAUGGAUACACCAAUGGUAAUGGCAACGGUUACACCAAUGGUAAUGGCAACGGCAACGGAUACACCAACGGUAAUGGAUACACCAAUGGUAAUGGCAACGGUAAUGGCAACGGUUACACCAACGGUAAUGGAUACACCAAUGGUAAAGGCAACGGCAACGGAUACACCAACGGUAAUGGCUACGGCAACGGAUAUACCAACGGUAAUGGCAACAGUAAUGGAUACACCAACGGUAAUGGAUACACCAAUGGUAAUGGCAACGGUUACACCAACGGUAAUGGCAACGGUUACACCAACGGUAAUGGAUACACCAAUGGUAAUGGCAACGGCAACGGAUACGCCAACAGUAACGGCUACGGCAACGGAUACACCGACGGUAAUGGCAACAGUAAUGGAUACAAAAAUGGGAAUGGAUACAACGGUAGUGGGAACAGAAACGGUAAUGGUUACACCAAUGGCAAUGGUAACGGGAAUAGGUACAGCAACGGCAACGGUAAAAGAAACGGCAAUGGUAAUGGAAACGGGUUUAGCAACGGAAAUGGGUAUACAAAUGGCAAAAGAAAUGGAUACAGCAAUGGGAAUGGAUAUACUAAUGGCAAAGGUAAUGGGAACGGCUACACCAAUGGCAAAACCAAUGGAAAUGGUAGAGCGACGUAUGGUAACGGAAUAAAUGGAUUGUAUCAAACGCCGAGUCUCUGAGUCACGUAGUAUUUUUCUAUUUAUUAAGAAUAAACGACAU